This is a messenger RNA of Pelodiscus sinensis (Chinese soft-shelled turtle), 2432 nucleotides long. The record is from RefSeq and is a predicted model, not a curated record. NCBI's taxonomy places the organism in Eukaryota, Metazoa, Chordata, Testudines, Trionychidae.
GCCGCUUGUUGAGGGAGACGCUCCCAGAGGCCCUUUGCCUCGGUGCGCUCUUCAAGUCGGUCUCUCGGCUCACUCUUGGAAUGGCUGGUAUGGGGCUGGAAGGAGGCUGCCGUGGGGAAUGCAUCUAUGUAUCUACUCUGCCUCGGUGCUUGCGGAUCAGUUUUGUAAUGCCAUUGGAGUAUUGCAGCAAUGUGGCCCACCUGCCUCCUUCAGUAACAUUCAGACAGCAAUAAACAAAGAUCAGCCAGCUAAUCCUACAGAAGAAUAUGCUCAGUUAUUUGCAGCAUUGAUUGCACGAACUGCUAAGGAUAUUGAUGUUCUAAUAGAUUCAUUACCUAGUGAAGAAUCAACAGCUGCUUUGCAGGCUGCUAGUCUGUAUCGGUUAGAGGAAGAGAACCAUGAAGCAGCUGCUCGUCUGGAAGAGGUGGUUUAUCGUGGGGAUAUGCUACUAGAAAAGAUACAGAGUGCUCUAGCAGAUAUUGCUCAAUCACAGCUGAAGACCAGAAGUGGUACUCACACCCAUACUGUUCCAGAUUCAUAGCAGCAGGGGGCAGCAUUUUGCUGCAAAAGUGAACUAUUAGAGUGUGAAUGAAGUCAUAUUUUUUUAAAACAAAGUUUUGUAUAAAACACUUACAGUAAUAUUGAGCCAUAAUGUUGUGUAAAUAUUUUGAGUGCACUGAUUAUGGUAAAAGCGUGUCACUUGUCAAAGCCUAAAAAUCUUGAUAUAUAGACUGAAGUUUGGUAUGAGAAGCAUUUAUAAACUAAGAAUUGGAGUUCAUGUUGCCCCAACACUACAUAUUUAAUGCUUUCCCUUUAUUUAAAAAAACUAUGAGUUUAGCUUCUCUUAUGCAUGGAAGUGCAUCUGGUGGGCUGUCAUCUGAACAGUGUCAAUUUAUAUAUUCCUUCUGGGGAAUAAGGGAAAAUACUUUGCAUAUUUUGGUAACCUCCCUUUCCUCUAAAUCCCAAGGCUAGAUUGAUCAUAGAAAUCUUUGCAGUAAAGAAGUAUCUCCUGUAAAAGUCUCUCAACAAAAUAAGACAAAGUGCUGUGCAUUCUGAAGUCGUUCCUAUGCUCACCUCCUGCAUUGCUGUAUUAAAUUGCCAUUUCUGCUGUGACACUUUGGAAAUCUUAUUAAUUGACUGUAUUUUAUCUUUGGCUGCAAGCUAACAUGCGGUUUUCAUGCCAGCUGUAUCCCGUUAAUAUUUAAGAAGAAGGAUCAAGUGUCUGUCAGAUUUGUGGCUUACAAAUGGGUCUGUGGAGCCGUAGUGAUUCUUGAUGCACUUGCUAGUUCCCUGCAGGCUGCUAGCAGGUAAUAUGGAGUUGGCUCUGCCCCUUUACUUUAGGCUGCUUCUGCAGAUGCCAGUUUUCUCAUGACAAACAACGUAUCUGUAAUAGCAGAUGCUAAUGAGAGGUGGGAGGUGGGGACCGCUGGUUGUAGUUGCAUCAGAAGAGUUGAGGGGGAAAAAACAAAAGGCAGUGAUAGAAGAGCUGACACUAUCUUCUUUCCUAAUAUUGCCCUUCUAUGAAAAGGGGUAGUCCCUGAAAUAAGAGUUCUUUCAUACUGAAAAACAAAAAGUGCUCCAAACAGUGGGUUUGAUUUAAACACCAUGAGCUUUUAGGGGUGUUUGGAUCAAUAUUUGAACUUUGUGGCAUAAUUAACAGAGUGCACCCUUCCUCCUUAUCAGCCAAAAUAUUUUACUUUGGCCAUUUUGUUGUUGAAGAUAGACUUGCUUCUCUUGAAGUUUGUGUGUAUAUAGUCUGCUCAUUUUCCUGAUUCAAAUUGUUUAUCUGUAUGUACUGGGAAAAAUUUCCCUAAUAUACAUGGAACUGUUAUGCUUCUAUUGUGUUCAGUUGAUCUGAAACCAUUUGAACUUGUUUUUUGGCAAGCUACCAGUGGCAAUGCAUUCAAAGAGCCUUACACCCAUUACAUUUUGCUGUAAAAGAAAGAGUGGAGCAGGACAUAGAACACACCUUGUACAAACAGUCUGGUGUUCUAAAGAGGACUUUCCCAAUCUAAUUAUACAAAGGGGUAAGUACUUCUAUUUGUUGCUAAAACUGAAACUUUGGAUUUAAUCACAUUUAUAUGAAAAACUUCACUUGCUAUUUUGAGACUCCUGCAAUACUUAGAUACAAAGAUGAAAGGAAGCAUGGUCUUAUUCAGGUAGAAGUUGGGCCUGUGUUGUGAUCCCAGCUGUGCCAUGGCUUCUUGUAUCUCUUAGUAAGUCACUGGAGCUCAUCUUUCACAAAUAUGUACUAAUUUUGGGUGCUGACUUUGAGGGCUUGACUUUUUUCUUUUUUUAAAAAUAGAUGUCAGACACCAAUUGUAAUUGAAGUCAUGGGAGCUGUGUUCACCAAAUCUAAAAAAGCAUGUUUAUGUCUCAAGUUGCGUGCCUGCAUGUGAAGUACCUUAAUUUAGUGAACACUUAUCUUGGAG